AUGAUGCAAUCGAAUGAAGAAUUCGUGAGAUUUCAUGGUGAAGGUGCUUACGGUUACGUUCAUCUCGUCAGAUACACUAAUCCCGACGGCUCCUCUUUUAGCGCCGCCGUAAAUAACUCUUACUCCGCCGACUACGACAGUCUUCAAAGAGAGUUACAGAUUUUACGCAAGCUCAGAGGAUGUCCAAGAAUAGUUAAAUGUUUCGGAGAUAAUUUGGAACAAGGUCUCAGCUCCUACGGAAACAAAGUCCACAAAUUGCUUCUCGAAUACGCAUUAGGUAGCUUAAACGCUUUCAUGGAGAAUUACAUUUACACCGACAGAAAGUUGCCGGAAUCUAUGAUUAAAGACUUCACACGGAUGAUUCUCCAAGAAGUAGGACAAGUUCCUGAUUACUGGGAAAUCGAUUUCCCGUUUGUUGGGACGCUGAUUUACAUGCCGCCGGAGUCUCUCCGUGACGGCGUCGCAAAGAAAACCCUAGAUUUGUGGUCUGUAGGAUGCAUAGUUUUGGAGAUGCACACAGGUGUGAUUCCAUGGGAAGGUGUUAAACUAGGUGAUCUAACGACUCGCCUCCGUGAUGGUAAAGCUCCAGAGAUGCCACAGAGUUUGCCUUGCGAGGCAAAGGAGUUUAUCGAAACUUGUUUCUCAAGGAAUCACGAAGAGAGAGAGGAAGCGCGUGUGGCCUGUUGCGUCACCGGUUUCUAA
Molecule: messenger RNA, 702 nt
Organism: Microthlaspi erraticum
Lineage: Eukaryota; Viridiplantae; Streptophyta; Magnoliopsida; Brassicales; Brassicaceae
Source: the annotation of a GenBank genome assembly